Molecule: messenger RNA, 1223 nt
Organism: Nelumbo nucifera (sacred lotus)
Lineage: Eukaryota; Viridiplantae; Streptophyta; Magnoliopsida; Proteales; Nelumbonaceae
Source: RefSeq, a predicted model, not a curated record
ACAACCCUGAGAAAGCAAAACAAAAAAGCUUCCGCCUUAAUUAGUGAAUCUGAUUGAAAAAUUCUUCUCUCUGUCUUGAGAUCACCAAUUAAUUAACAUGAGGUGAGUCGAAGCAGUGGUGAUCAGAUCUCUUCUAAUUUCUAGAAGGUGACAGCUGGGUAUAUUAACUAUCCUCAACACGGGCUUCUGCUGAGAAGAUGCGUAUAAUUAUAAUCUUCUCAACCGUCCCCUUCCAGUAAUUAAGUUUCGAAUGUCUAUAUAAUCCCAUCCUCGACACUCCACUUCUCACCCAGAAGCAUUAUUACUGAAAGAGCUACUUGCAUCAGUACUAUUCUAGGGAAAAUGGCUACCAAGCUGCUUCUCCUUUUGUUCCUUGGUGCUCUUGUUUGUAGCAUUAAUGCUAGGAAGCUUGUAAGCAAGGAGAGUACCUUCCAAGAUGAGAAGACACUCUUCCAUAAAGGAUUUGGUGGUGGGCUUGGCGGAGGCGGUGGUGGUGGUUUCGGUGGGGGAGGUGGUGCUGGUCUUGGUGGGGGUGCAGGCCUAGGAGGUGGCGGUGGCUUAGGAGGCGGAGGCGGAGCUGGAGGAGGUUUGGGAGGCGGAGCUGGUGGUGGACUCGGUGGGGGAGCAGGAGGUGGCUUUGGUGGAGGAGCUGGUGGUGGUGGCGGAUUAGGCGGGGGAGCGGGAGGUGGCUUUGGUGGGGGAGCUGGUGGUGGUGGCGGAUUAGGCGGGGGAGCGGGAGGUGGCUUUGGUGGGGGAGCUGGUGGUGGUGGCGGAUUAGGCGGGGGAGCGGGAGGUGGCUUUGGUGGGGGAGCUGGUGGUGGUGGCGGAUUAGGCGGGGGAGCGGGAGGUGGCUUUGGUGGGGGAGCUGGUGGUGGUGGCGGAUUAGGCGGGGGAGCGGGAGGUGGCUUUGGUGGGGGAGCUGGUGGUGGAUUUGGAGGUGGAAUGCCUUGAUCAAAUAAGCUCUGCGUACAACCAUUUCUUCUAUGCGUGACUACGUAGUGUAGUAAUCGAGGAUUGCCAUAUUUUGUCGUGUGUUUCUUGAAUAAUUUAUUACCCAAGAUUUGUAAUUUUGUAUUAACGUGAAAAGAAGAAUAAGGUAAAUGUAGGAUGCCAGAAAGGUAUGGUACCAAUGGAUUGGCUGCAUCUUCUUUUUUCUUCUAACAGAAAAGAAAGAAGAUUAACAUGUUGAUGUUAUAAAUGAUUUUAAGGAUCUAUUCUCUCUC